GUUGUCAUCCCUUCCUGAAGAACCCAACAGCUGUAUGGAAAUAGCUGCUCUCCCUCCUCAGAGUAUAGAUUCAGUUGAACCUCGACCUAACCAUCGCGGUAAUCGUCGAAAUAAACCUACAAAUGCCUCAUUGGAUGGACACUCAUCGACCAUUAAUUCUUCGAGAGGGGAGGUGGCAGUGGAAGAGACACCGCCGGACGGUUCUUCGCGUAAUCGACGACGACGACCAAAGCGUGGACCUGCCGGGGCGUCCAUCGAUUCUGCAAAGAGCCAAAGGUCAAACACGACGAACAGCGGCGAGCAUGUAGAGAGCUCACAACGAUCCGGACGACAACAUGAACCUCGAGUACCUGGCGAUGACCCAUCGGAAGAGCCAUCUUCAUCACGACCAAAACCUCCAAACGGCGGUCGUAGGGGUGUCAAGUUCAAUGCUGGACUCACAUCCGAUUCUCCUUCCCAGUCCCCCCACGGAUGGGGCAAGCAUAAAGCCAAGGACCCUCCCAGCGACCAAGCUAAUGACCUCACAUCCAUCCUCAUACGUGGCCUAAGCACCCGUCCCUAUACCGAUUGUCCUAUUUGUUUCAACGCGAUCCAUCCACCCCAACCUACAUGGAGUUGCUCCCCUUCCAUUCCCAUACUCCCUCCCGGAGAGUCUGCAGAGCUUUUCGUUCCCCAGUAUUGCUGGACGACCUUCCAUCUCAAAUGCAUUCACUCGUGGUCGGAAAAGAGUUACAACGAAGUUAAAGAGGCCUGGCGCGCGAGGGGAGAGGAGAGGCGAGGCGAAUGGAGAUGUCCUGGAUGUCAGGGAAGGCGAGGCAUGCUUAUCGGCGGCUAUCGGUGCUUCUGUGGGUCGACACCAUCGCCUAAUGCCCGUCUCGCGACGCCUCACUCAUGCGGGAACCCUUGCUCGCGACCUCGGGUUGGUUGUCCUCAUCCCUGUCCGCUCUCAUGCCAUCCAGGUCCCUGCCCUCCGUGUAAAAUCAUGCUGGAAGUCCCAUGCGGGUGCCCUCGAAGGCGUGUCGUUCCAGUUCGGUGUGGGGAGGAUAAAAGGGUCUCUUGUAAUGAGGUCUGCUCGAAACGUCUUAACUGCGGGAAGCAUUUUUGCCAGGAGAUGUGUCAUCAAGGAGAUUGUGCAAGCUGCGAGCAACGCGAGAUGAGUAAAUGUUGGUGCGGUAAAGCACAAAGAGAGGUGCCUUGUGGAGAGGGAAGUCAAUGGCUAGGUGCCAUUGGAUGCGGUGGAGAUGAGCCAGGGCCCUGCGACGUGAAGGGUUUCUCCUGUGAUAGUGUAUGUCAAAGGUUCUACGAUUGUUGCAGACACGCAUGCCAAAAAUCUUGUCAUCCUCCCUCAUCCGCCGCUGCCCAAUGUCCCUUCUCGCCUGUCACAAUCACGACUUGUCCAUGUGGCAAACGUACGAUCGCGCCUCCAGAAACAGAUGCCGCAAAAUACGACUUUGCAUCUCGUACCACUUGUUCGGCGCCAAUCCCGACUUGUGAUGCACCAUGUAACAAACUUCACGCGACUUGCGAGCAUCCCUGCAAAGCCAAGUGCCAUAUCGGUGAAUGUCCACCCUGUUCCGAAGUGCUUGUCCGUCCUUGUCGAUGUGGGAAUAUUCGUCGAAGCACCAAAUGUGGCGAUCUCCAUGAUAAGGACCGUAACGAAAUCAACAUUCUAUGCACUAAAGCAUGUCCUGCGCUUCGAGCAUGCGGGAGGCACCAGUGUAACCGUCUUUGUUGUCCCCUCGCGUCGUUGGCAGUCAAAACAAAGGGCAAGAAACGUAUGAUCACGCCUGCGGAGGAUAUUGGUGAAGGUCCAGGAGGUUUACACGAAUGUGAUCUGAUCUGCGGUAAGAUGCUCACUUGCGGAAAUCACCGGUGCGAGGAACGAGACCAUAAGGGACCGUGUGGCCCGUGUCUGAGGAGCUCGUUUGAAGAGCUGAUCUGCUUUUGUGAACGUACGGUGCUAGAACCUCCAAUUCCAUGCGGGACAGAGAUUAAAUGUUCAUAUCCCUGCGUAAUGCCGGCUCCUCCCUGCGGACAUCCCAAAACUCCCCAUCCUUGCCAUGGAGACGAUAUCCCUUGUCCUCCUUGUUUUUCCUUAACGAAACGGCUAUGUGCAUGUGGCAAAAACGAAGUCGAUAACAUAAAAUGUUCGUUGCCUCGUGAGAAGGUCGGUUGCGGCACUGUCUGUGGCAAGCUCAUGGGUUGUGGCUUCCAUCGCUGUGAACGAAUAUGUCACUCUGACGAUUGUGGGGUUUGUACGUCAAUAUGUGGAAAGUCGCGGAAGCUAUGUUUGCCGUCUCAUCAUCCUUGCGCUGAUUCUUGCCAUGCCCCGUCAGCCUGUUCCGAAGUAGGGGCCUGUCAAACACUUAUCACCCUUCUGUGUCCUUGUGAGAGAAUUCGACAGUCUGUACCCUGCGGAAGGAGUAUCAGCAAUGCUGCGGGCAGGAAUGGCCAGCAACAGCUGAAAUGCACUUCGGAAUGCUUAAUAGCCAAGAGAAAUGCGCGAUUGGCGGAGGCGCUGGGCAUCGAUACUGAUUCGCGAGACAAGACUGCGUCGGAGGGUGUUUACAGUGACGAACUUGUCGGAUUCGCUAGGCUUAAUGAUAAGUUCCUUGCAGUGGUAGAGAAGGCCUUUGCUGAAUUCAUAGGGUCAGGCAAAAAGACCCAAGUGUUACCACAUAUGCCUCCAGACCGAAGGCAAUUUGUUCACCAACUUGCAAGUAUAUAUAGAGUGGAUACCCAGAUGGUGGAUCAAGAACCGCAUCGGAGCGUCCAACUGAUACGCCGUAUAGAUACAAGAAUACCUUCGCCACUUCUCUCCUCGCAUGUUACCCCAACACGUCUUCCGUCACGACCGAAUCUAGGCAAGCUCGGAAACCUGCGAAGCGCUGGGGUAGUGAGUCAGCCUCCAUCACAGCCCACAGCAACGAGGCCUAUUGUUAAUGCUGGGAGAGGAUGGACGGGGCCUGUCAGCCGAUCCUCGACUCCUCAUACCGCGUGCGUGCCGGAUUUGCAGAAUUUACGACCUGCCUCUCGGCCUUCCACAUCCGUGCCGCAACCUCAGUCGGAAGAUACGUUAGACGUUCCUGAUAGCUGGGAAGAUGAUGUCUAAUUUGGAUAAUUGGAGUGUCGAUGUUUGCCAUUGCUAAAAAUACAGUAUGUACUGUAGUAGAGUGUUAUAUAUUAUACAAAAGAAUUAGUGCUACGGUUACCCUUCGGUCCCGGU
Messenger RNA from Guyanagaster necrorhizus, 3226 nucleotides. RefSeq lists its product as uncharacterized. Gene Ontology annotation, cellular component: nucleus. NCBI's taxonomy places the organism in Eukaryota, Fungi, Basidiomycota, Agaricomycetes, Agaricales, Physalacriaceae. The record is from RefSeq and is a predicted model, not a curated record. Gene Ontology annotation, biological process: negative regulation of transcription by RNA polymerase II. Gene Ontology annotation, molecular function: zinc ion binding; RNA polymerase II transcription regulatory region sequence-specific DNA binding; DNA-binding transcription factor activity, RNA polymerase II-specific. The transcript has 8 exons. The coding region runs from base 35 to 3112 and encodes 1025 amino acids.